AUGGAUUCGCUCAUAGAGAUCGUCACCAGGACCAUAACCAACCUGGGCAAUAAGCAAUCUUUCCUAGAAGAUCAAAGAAAGCACUACUCUACGUUAAAAUCUCAUUUGGUCACUUACAAGCCAAGUGCAUCUCAAGACGAAUCCCAGGAAAAAGGUUUGGUGCUAGGGGAAAUAAUAAUUUCCUCGAAGAUCUAUUUGAAUAUUGGGUACGAGUACUACGUCGAGAAAAGUCAACAGGAGGCUCUUCAGUUUGUGACGGACAAAAUACGUCUCAUUGAAGAGGCCACUUUGCAGUUCAAAGCCAAGACCAUCGAGGCGAAUGAGACACUGAAAAACCUGAAGCAGGCCCAACAACUCGAGCAGAAGGAGGAUAUACAAAGUGAAGCCAAGGAUCCCAUACCCACGGCUGAAAAUGACGAGGGCUUGCCAUUUAUGGAGAUUCGAGAAGAUUUGGACGAUGAUGGCAAUAUCGUCACAAGCACAGUCAAUCCAACUUCGGCUCGCGAGGAGCUGCUUGCUAAACCACAGUACUCAAACGCAAUCAAAGACUCGAGCGUCGGAACAGAGCCCCAGCAACGCUUUGAAGAAAUCAACGACGAUGCAAACUUACAACCCAAAUUAGCCGCACCAGUGUCUCCUCAAAAUCAUAUCAACGGAGACGUCGCAAAUAACGCUCGCGAGAAAGAGGACCUCAAAGCCACUGAAGUCACGCAAUUGUCGCCUGCGCAAGAUUCAGCUACUAUACCCGCGAUCAAAGAAGUAGACGCGCGCAAUUUGCAAGUGGGCAACAACGUAAGACAUGCUAUCGACCCGAACGACAUAUACACGUUUGAUGAUAUUGUUCAGCAACUAGAGGAGCAAGACGAUAUUGAGGAUGGCGAUCUCGAUGAUGAGAAUAUCCAGUACGACUUUGACUCGUACCAAUCGAAAGGCCACAGCGACGAUGACGAAGGUGAGAAUGCUACUGACUAUUACGAAAGCGACGACUACGAAGAAUACGAAGACUCUUCCGUAUCUUCAAUAGUUCCUGAUGUAGCCAGGAGCCAAUUCUUGAGUCAGAUCAAUGCAUUGCGCUCCAAAAAACUGGAACAGUUGGGUCCAGUCGAGCGUACGAAGCCCAUCUUAAAGGCCAACAAGAAAACCGAUGAGCCUACCAAAAAGAAAGUUGGCUUUGCCUCGGAACUUGACGUUUGGGAGGUGGAAAACGUAAAACAAGAAACUAAAGCUAACACCUACACCGGUGCGUCACAUCCUGAAGCCUUGGCUCCCAUCUCUGCGCUCGAUAAUGAGGAAUUUGACCCUGAUUUAUUUGCUAAACUUAUAGGCGCUAAGGACUCGGAUGAAAUCCACGAGAAGUAUGAGCAAGAGAAAGUUGAAGAACCUGUCAAAAGAAAACCUAAAGUGUCUCGCUUCAAGAAAGAUGUAACAACGUCGAGAGGCAGUGCAGUGACUGUCGAAGAUAAACUUGACGAGGGACCUAGGACAGGAGAGAAAAGCAACACAGUAACCAGUGAUGUGCUUGAGAGAAAUCCCACUGUGACAGGCAACGUUCACGAGAAACCCCACGAAGUUACGAGCAAUAUUCCCGGGAGAGACUCUAAUACCACUAUUGACAUACAAGAGAGAGAGUCUGGUUUUCCAACAGAUAUCCAGGAGAGAAAAUCUGCUUCGAUCAGCCCCAUACAUGAGGUGACUGAGAGACUAGCUGCAUCUAGCCUUCACGACAAUGACGCCACAAGAGAACUCGGAGGCAAGAUGAAAAAGGAACAGUCACUUUUUAAGAAGAAUCUUCGGUCUUUGAAAAGGCCUUCUUCGGCACCGGCCCGCAAAACCCCCACUAUUUUUCCAGAGGCUCCAAACCCAGAAGCUGACCCAGUGGAAUCCGAGUCUUCUCGUCCUGCACAGUUUCAAAAACCUCAGUUUGACAAAUCUGACGCGAAGGCUUUCCCUGCAGAAAUAGCUGCGAUUGUUAGCCAAAGUGGCGCGGAGGUUGUUCAAAAUCCCAACGUCGACUUUCAGGGCCUUGGCGAAAACAUGGACGACAUGGUCCGCGCAUAUAUUCUAGGCUUGUACAACGGCGACGUCGACGAUCCCGGCACUGUCUUGGAAAACUUGGAGGACUUCAAAAAAUACAACAAAGAGGCUGAAGACCUGCAAGGCGAGAUUUCUACUUUUUUGAGCGAGAACCCUGGCGCAACGUCUCAGGGUGAUGUAUCUACAACCGCCGCAUCUGACCCAGCAGGACCUAUAACUACCGACGUGGUAGAAAAAGAAGUGCCGACGCCCAUGGACUACGAUGGAGAGGAAAUGAUGCUAGACAGCGAAGCUCUGCACUACGACAUCGCGGUUGAGUAUCAACGGCUCAGACAAAAGAUGAUAUCUGCACAGGGAAACAUCGAAAAGUCGCCAGAAGAAUUGCAACUAGAGCCUAUCGACGAGUACGGCAACCCUAUCAAGACGAGCCGGUUCAAAUCAGCCAAGCUACAAUUUGCGAAACCCUGA
Messenger RNA from Lachancea nothofagi CBS 11611, 2502 nucleotides. The record is from the annotation of a GenBank genome assembly. Lineage: Eukaryota; Fungi; Ascomycota; Saccharomycetes; Saccharomycetales; Saccharomycetaceae.